AGCAAAGCUGCUUGGAUGGCUAAAACAACUAGGAGCUGGGAUACCACCUUCUAUGAAAAGUGGUAUGUGUGCAACAGAGAGAAGUUAUGUGAAUCCCUUCAGUCUGUCUUUGUUCAGAGUUAUCUUGAUCAAGGAACACAGAUCUUCUUAAACAACAGCAUUGAGAAAUCUGGCUGGCUAUUUAUCCAACUCUAUCAUUCUUUUGUAUCAUCUGUUUUUAGCCUGUUUAUGUCUAGAACAUCUAUCAACGGGUUGCUAGGAAGAGGCUCGAUGUUUGUGUUUUCACCAGAUCAGUUUCAGAGACUGCUUAAAAUUAAUCCGGACUGGAAAACUCAUAGACUUCUUGACUUAGGUGCUGGAGAUGGAGAAGUCACAAAAAUCAUGAGCCCUCAUUUUGAAGAAAUUUAUGCCACUGAACUUUCUGAAACGAUGAUCUGGCAGCUCCAGAAGAAGAAAUACAGAGUGCUGGGUAUAAAUGAAUGGCAGAAUACAGGGUUCCAGUAUGAUGUCAUCAGCUGCUUAAAUCUGCUGGAUCGUUGUGAUCAGCCUCUGACACUGUUAAAAGAUAUCAGAAGUGUCCUGGAGCCCACCCAAGGCAGGGUCAUUCUUGCCUUAGUUUUGCCCUUCCAUCCGUAUGUGGAAAACGUAGGUGGCAAGUGGGAGAAACCAUCAGAAAUUUUGGAAAUCAAGGGACAGAAUUGGGAAGAACAAGUGAACAGCCUGCCUGAAGUCUUCAGGAAAGCCGGCUUUGCCAUCGAAGCCUUCACCAGACUGCCGUACCUGUGUGAGGGCGACAUGUACAGUGACUACUACGUGCUGGACGACGCUGUCUUUGUUCUCAGACCAGUAUAGACAUGCGCAGGCCCCAGAAGAGGGGCUGUGUCCAGUGGUGUGAGGGGACUGCCCCUGGAGGCUGCCAUUCUCAGUAUCAUGGAGGAAUUUUAAAAGCCAAAAUACUAAUUCUUUCUUUGUAGUGUGUAAAGGAGUGUUUUUAAAAACAAAAACCCAACUCUUUGUGUAUUUUUAAUCAAGUCUUUACUCAGAGUCACGCUCCAAAUGCAGGUCACUCUCCAAUUAUGAUGGAAGAUAUUUUUUAUACUUAAUUGCUGUAGGGACUCAUUCCCAGACAAAGCAAUAGUCAUGACGUCAUGGAACCAAUAAAUGGAUUGUUUUUAAUAAAUGAAGACUGGCAAUAAAGCUGUCCAUUCAAUUCCAAAUAUUGGUUAUAAGGUAGAGCCACUGAUAACUCUUUCAUGUUUAGAAACUCCUUCUGUUGCUAUUCAAAAAAAUGUUUUUAAUCAUGCUAAUAAACGUUUUUGGAGAUGA
Molecule: messenger RNA, 1326 nt
Organism: Myodes glareolus (Bank vole)
Lineage: Eukaryota; Metazoa; Chordata; Mammalia; Rodentia; Cricetidae
Source: RefSeq, a predicted model, not a curated record